Messenger RNA from Mastomys coucha (southern multimammate mouse), 1783 nucleotides. It is a transcript of the gene Nhej1, whose product is annotated as non-homologous end joining factor 1. Gene Ontology annotation, cellular component: nucleus; DNA ligase IV complex. Lineage: Eukaryota; Metazoa; Chordata; Mammalia; Rodentia; Muridae. The coding region runs from base 482 to 1411 and encodes 309 amino acids. The record is from RefSeq and is a predicted model, not a curated record. Gene Ontology annotation, molecular function: DNA end binding. Gene Ontology annotation, biological process: double-strand break repair via nonhomologous end joining. The transcript has 9 exons.
CCUGCGCACGCGCAGUCCGCUUUCGGCCUCUGUCUUUUAGGGUGGCGUGUGAGGCUCUUCCUUUAGCAGGCGUCGUGUUUUGGCCCUCUGGGCCGAAUUAGCUUUGUUCCCCUUUGGGCCCCUGAGCCGUAACUGUGUGCAGCGGAUGCAGUAAAAAUGAGAGACGGGCGACUGAGUUCCUGCAGGGGAGGCGAACGGACGCUUAGGGCGCUCGAGGGCGGGGUGUGUGACCUCUGGUGGCAGCGCCUAAGCUUUGCCCUCUAUGGUGGCACAGGGCGUGGGUUCGACGGAUGGUCUGUAGGGCCUUGCUGCCCCCUGCUGGGUGUUGUAGGAACUGUCCCUGAGAGAGGAACCUGAGUGGCAACUUCACAUUCUGGCAACUUCACAUUCUGCCUUUUAAAAGACAAAUUAAACCAGCGAGACAAAACCAUCGACUUGUGGGUUUUGACCUUCGGAACUUAAGGAGGGACCAGUUGGGCCAAUGAGCUCAAUUUUGAUGGAAGAGCUAGAGGAAGACCUGUUGAUGCAGCCGUGGGCGUGGUUACAACUCGCUGAGAACUCACUCAUGGCCAAGGCUUCUAUCACCAAACAUGGUUAUGCCUUGUUGAUUUCAGAUCUUCAACAGGUGUGGCAUGAACAGGUGGACACGUUGGUGGUCAACCAGCGAGCCAAGGAGCUGAACAAGCGCCUCACGGCUCCCCCUGCAGCUUUUCUCCAUCACCUGGAUGAAGUGCUCCGCCCACUGUUUAAAGAUUCUGCUUACCAGGAUGCUGCUCACCCUAGCAAAGCUACUUUCUCCUGUGAUCGAGGAGAGGAGGUACUGAUUCUGCGGGUGCAGAGUGAGCUCUCUGGCCUCCCCUUCAAUUGGCAUUUCCACUGUAUUCCAGCUAGUUCUUUACUGGUCUCUCAGCAUUUGAUUCAUCCGCUGAUGGGUGUGAGCCUGGCUUUGCAGAGUCAUGUGAGGGAGCUAGCAGCAUUGCUUCGGAUGAAGGACCUUGAGAUCCAGGCCUACCAGGAGACUGGGGCUGUGCUGAGCCGAAGUCGAUUGAAGACAGAGCCAUUUGAAGAAAAUUCUUUCUUGGAGCAGUUUAUGGUAGAGAAAUUGCCAGAGGCAUGUGCUGUUGGUGAUGGAAGGCCAUUUGCCAUGAAUCUGCAGAGUCUGUAUGUGGCAGUUACAAAACAGCAGAUCCAGGAGAGGCAGAAUCGUAAAGGCUCUGGAGAGACUCAGACAUCAAGCAGCACCUCCCCUGGAGGAACUGAUAACCAGCCUCUGAACCAGCCAGAAGAGCUGGUCUCUGGCACUCCAACCCUGUCAGAGCCUGAGUGUGAGCCCAUGGCUGCUUCGGGCCCUUUGCAUAGAGCUCAGCUGGUAAAGUCCAAGAGGAAGAAGCCCAGGGGACUCUUCAGUUAGCUUACCAUGUCUCAGCCACCAAGAAGAGAGCAAAGCCGCUUCCUAGCAUCACCCAGAAGGAGCUUGAGUGGCAGAGCAUCCCCCAGAGGCCUGAGUUUGUGUUGACAGGCCACCUGGAUGGGGACUUCACCAGGAGAAGCCUGACUCCAACCCACUGGCAUUCCAGAUUCCGUGACACCAGCUCCUUGUUGGUAGUGUUCUUUCUCUGAACUAGUACCCUAUGGUGAACUUAGAUACACAAAGCAAGUUUACAAAGAGGCACAUGCCCAGAAUGCCCAGCUGCCUUUCAUAAGGGUCUCUCACCAGUCAGAUAUGCCCCUUAGAAAACUGCUCCUCCCUCAACACAGAAUAAAAGAUGCUCAUAUUCCUCAA